CUUUUUAAUAUAAUGACGAUACUUCCCCCUAUCCAAUUAUAUCUAAGAAAAUUGAUAGGAUUAAAAAUUCACUCGGCAAAGGGAAUCAUAGGACUCACUUCAAUCAUUGUUUUAAGAGAGAAAAGAUACCUGCUUGUACUGUAAUUACCUACCUCCUAGCUCCUACUGCUUGAAGAUGCACCAUCGAUCCAAGAUUUAUAUCUGAAACCUCUGGUUGCUAAGCGAGAAAUGUUUGUCUAUUAGGAUAAGCCCUGACUCAUAAUUAAACAAAUAUAACCAUACGUAUAAUGUAUAUGCAUAGAUGCACAUAUCUAGAGAUAUUUAUGAUCGAUACAUAAUUUUAUCCUAGAGAUAUUUUAAACAAAUGAAAGCUGAUCGACCAGUAGGCAGCUUCAUGCACUACAUUAGUGCAAAUGUCCAAGCAAGUACUCAAUCCAUCAUCCAUGAUGUCUCAAUAUAUUUCUUUACUCAGUGUCAUCUUUUCAGGAUAACAAGAUUAUUCCAAGAUCACCCUUGUAGCAUCAAUUACAUAUCGAGCAUCCGUCAAUGAAACUUGGAUCAACUAGCUGGAACAUCUCUCUUCGGUUCUUGCGUCGGAAAGUCUAAGCUCAGACCCAAACAAAAGCGUUCCCACCGUUAUCCAGAAAACUCACGCAUCCAAACAAAAAUUUCUUGGUCCAACCAGGAGGAGAUCAAGCCUUGUCCAACCACUUCCAAUUUUCUAAUACCCAACACGUUGCUGUACAAGUCGGUACGGAAGAAAUUUCCCUGCUCGACUUGUUUAUUUAUUUCUCUUCUGAGGAAAUGUUUAAACCCCUUCUCAAUAAAAUAACACGAGUGUCAAUUGUCACAAGUAAACAAGAGUACCACUCCUUCACCUUCAUGUAGUAUUCGGCACUCGAUAUAAUGUCAAAGAGGGCGACGGCUUUCCCACCAUCUCCGCAAGCAUCCACUUAUGCUAGGCCUCUGAUAAGGUCCCGAACUUUUCUAUAUUAAUUACACCUUGCAGAUUAGACUCCUCUGACUACUUCCAAAGCUCUGGCCUUCACAUGCAUCUACAGAGAUAGCUUGGUAGCUUGCAGGGAGCGAACGCAAAAAUCUCCACGUUGGGAGCUUUCAGAUCCCAAUAAAACUAGCAACACCAACUAUAUCCAGACCCUUAAUUCCGUAGUAAUUAAUACUGAUAUCAUGGAAUUGGAGGCUUCUCUGGAAUCCACUCCUACUUGGGCUGUAGCUGGCGUUUGUGCUGUUUUGAUUCUUAUAGCUCUCCUCCUUGAACAUGCCCUCCAUCUACUAACUCUGUUGCUUGAGAGGAGAAAGAGGAAGACAAUCAAUCAGGCUCUGUACCAUAUAAAAGCAGAACUCAGGGAUUUUGGAUUCAUGUCCUUGUUGCUGACUGUUGCCCAGCAACCAAUUUCAAAGAUCUGCAUACCGAGAAGCCUAAUGAACUCCCUUCUUCCAUGUAAAGAUGCGGAGCCCCCAGACACAUUCACUGAGGAGGAAUCAUGCCAAAAAGAGGGGAAGGUGUCUCUUGUAUCCUCGCAAGGUGUUCUACAAUUGCAGACGCUGAUCAUUGCGCUGGCUGUGUUCCAUGUCCUAUCCUGCCUUCUUACUUUGGGUCUUGGGGAGGUUAAGAUGAAGAAGUGGAGCUCUUGGGAAGAAGCGACUAAAACUCUGGAAUUCCAGUUAUCAAAUGAUCCUCGCAGGUUUAAGCUCACCCGACAGACAUCAUUUGGAAGAAGGCAUCUCAAGUUCUGGAGUAAAUACAGAUUGCUUCUCUGGCUUGUUUGCUUUGUUCGGCAAUUCACAGGUUCAGUAUCCAAAGCUGAUUAUUUUGCUCUGAGGCAUGGUUUCGUUGCAGUUCACUUUCCUCAGGACUACAGCAAGUUUGAUUUCCGCAGGUUUAUUCAAAGAUCACUUGAUCAUGACUUCAUGGUGAUUGUCAGGAUAAGCUUUUGGAUUUGGUUAUACGCUAUCGUCUUCAUUUUCUUCAAUGCCCAUGGAUUCUAUAACCACUAUUGGCUUCCUUUUAUUCCCUUGGUGGUCCUUUUGGUUGUAGGAACGAAGCUAGAGGUCAUCAUAACCAAAAUGUGCUUAAAGAGCAGUGAACAGAUUGUGAUUGUUCCAGGGACAGUAUGUGUGAAGCCUGAUGAUAACUUAUUCUGGUUUGGCCGACCUCAAUUGCUAUUGCAUCUCAUCCAAUUCAUCCUGAUCCAGAACUCCUUUCAGCUUGCAUUCUUCACAUGGACGUGGUACAACUUUGGACUCUGGUCCUGUUUCUAUAACAAUGUGGAGGAUGUUGUCUUAACUAUCGGCUUUGGCAUUAUGGUUCAGUUCUUCUGCACCUAUGUCACUCUUCCAUUAUAUGCAUUAGUCACCCAGAUGGGCUCUUCGAUGAAAGAGACAAUCUUCACAGACCGCAUCAUUGAUGGCCUGAAGAACUGGCACAGGAGAGCAAAGAAGAACCUAGCUAAGCAGAGAUCCCUUCCCUCAAGCCCUUCAGCAGCACCCUCACCUUCAUUCCCAACUGAAUCUUCUUCAUCUCAGAGACGCAUGGCAGCAGCACCCUCCUUACCUUUUCUCCCAUCCAAAGCACCAUCAUCUUAUAGAAACACAGCAAUGGGAUCCUUGGUACCUUCUCUCCCGGCAAAAGCUUCAACAUCUUAUAGGCAUGCAACAGCAGCUUCCUCAUUAACCUCUCUACAAGAUGAAGCUUCAUCAUCCUACAGGCACAAAACAAUGGCACCCUCCUUACCAUCUCUCCCAGCCAAAGCUUCAUCAUCCUACAAGCACACAACAUGCGAGACGGAAUUCAAGUAUCCCUCGGGAAGACUAGAACUUUUGGAAGUCCAGAAAGUGGUAGAAGAGAUCAUUCAAUAUGGUGCCAUGCCUAAUGAUGGUGAGAUUUCUUUCGGAUGGUGGAGGCGGCAAAGCAGUGAGUUCUCGACAAGGAGUCGACAGUCAAAGUGAACUGCUUGAGCUCACUGUGAUGGCCUCCUGAUUUUAUAAAACUUCCAAUGCUGGAAGCCCAAGCUUCCGAAGGAAAUUGCUAAUCUGAGACAGA
Molecule: messenger RNA, 3064 nt
Organism: Elaeis guineensis (African oil palm)
Lineage: Eukaryota; Viridiplantae; Streptophyta; Magnoliopsida; Arecales; Arecaceae
Product: MLO-like protein 2
Biological process (GO): defense response
Cellular component (GO): membrane
Source: RefSeq, a predicted model, not a curated record